This is a messenger RNA of Cinclus cinclus, 2626 nucleotides long. It is a transcript of the gene FER, whose product is annotated as FER tyrosine kinase. The coding region runs from base 158 to 2626 and encodes 822 amino acids. NCBI's taxonomy places the organism in Eukaryota, Metazoa, Chordata, Aves, Passeriformes, Cinclidae. The record is from RefSeq and is a predicted model, not a curated record. The transcript is spliced from 20 exons. Gene Ontology annotation, molecular function: ATP binding; non-membrane spanning protein tyrosine kinase activity. Gene Ontology annotation, biological process: peptidyl-tyrosine phosphorylation; cell adhesion; regulation of mast cell degranulation.
UUGGACCUUAGUGCCGCUGCCCUGGCUUCCUGGGGCAGCUUCAUUGGAUGGAAAGCUUUGAUUGCUGUCAGCUUAUAGCAUGAAGUCAUAUUUGUGACCAUUACUAUGUGGUGAAGAGCCUGCAUUUUCCCCUGUGUGGUAUAUAGUGCCUUAAAAAAUGGGGUUUGGAGGUGACCUGAAGUAUUCUCAUGAUGCUUUAUUAAAACUGCAAGACUGGGAACUACGACUGCUGGAAACAGUGAAGAAAUUUAUGGUAAUGAGAGUAAAAAGUGAUAAAGAAUAUGCAUCCACUUUACAGAAUCUUUGUAACCAAGUAGAUAAAGAGAGCGCUUGUCAAUUGGAUUAUAUCAGCAAUGUGUCCAAGUCUUGGCUGCUUGUGGUACAGCAAACAGAACAGCUGAGCAAAAUAAUGAAGACACAUGCAGAGGAUCUUAAUUCUGGGCCCUUGCACAGACUUACAAUGAUGAUCAAAGAUAAGCAGCAAGUUAAGAAGAGUUUUGUAGGUGUUCAUCAACAAAUUGAAGCAGAGAUGUACAAGGUCACAAAGACAGAACUAGAGAAACUUAAAUCUAGCUACAGGCAACUAAUAAAAGAAGUAAAUUCUGCCAAAGAAAAAUAUAAAGAAGCUGUGGCAAAAGGAAAGGAGACUGAGAAGGCCAAAGAUCGGUGUGAAAAAGCCACUAUGAAACUUCAUAUGUUGCAUAACCAGUAUGUGUUGGCACUGAAAGGAGCACAAUUACAUCAGCACCAAUAUUAUGAUACUACACUUCCUCUGUUACUUGAUUCACUACAGAAGAUGCAAGAAGAAAUGAUUAAAGCCCUAAAAGGGAUCUUGGAUGAGUAUAGUGAGAUCACCAGCCUUGUAACAGAAGAGAUUGUGAAUGUUCAUAAAGAGAUCCAGACCUCGGUGGAACAGAUAGACCCUAACUCUGAGUAUAAUGACUUCAUAGAUACUCACAGGUCAUCGGAAGUUGUUGAACAAGAAAUAGAAUUUGAUACGUCUUUACUAGAAGAAAAUGAAAACCUUCAAGCUAAUGAGAUCAUGUGGAAUAAUUUAACAGCAGAAAGUUUGCAAGUCAUGUUAAAGACAGUAAUAGAAGAACUGGUGCAGACACAGCAAACCCUUUUGAGCAAAGAGGAACUUGUUUUGGAACUAGAGAAAAAAAUAGAAGAGUCAUCUAAGACAUGUGAAAAGAAAUCUGAUAUUGUGCUCUUGCUGAGCCAAAAGCAAGCACUUGAAGAACUUAAGCAAACAGUCCAGCAACUAAGAUGUUCUGAGGCAAAAUUUGCAGCCCAGAAAGAACUACUGGAGCAAAAGGUUCAAGAGAAUGAUGGGAAAGAGCCACCACCUGUAGUGAAUUACGAAGAAGAUGCCAGAUCAGUGACUUCUAUGGACAAAAAGGAUAAAGUCUCAAGAUUUGACACUAUACGUCAUUCCAUAGCUGGAAUCAUAAGGUCUCCAAAGUCCAUGUUGGGUUCAUCAUCAUUCUUUGAUGUAAUCUCAACCACUGAGAAACCAUUGGCUGAGCAAGACUGGUAUCAUGGUGCAAUUCCAAGAAUAGAAGCCCAGGAGCUGUUAAAACAGCAAGGAGACUUCUUGGUGCGAGAGAGCCACGGGAAACCUGGUGAAUAUGUCCUUUCUGUGUUUUCAGAUGGACAACGGAGACACUUUAUCAUACAAUAUGCUGAUAAUCAAUAUCGUUUUGAAGGAACUGGGUUUCCAACUAUUCCUCAGCUCAUAGAACACCAUUACACCACAAAGCAGGUUAUUACAAAGAAGUCAGGGGUUGUUCUGCUUAAUCCCGUUGUAAAGGAUAAGAAAUGGGUUCUCAAUCAUGAAGAUGUCACACUGGGGGAAUUACUGGGCAAGGGUAAUUUUGGUGAGGUGUAUAAAGGAACAUUAAAGGAUAAAACUCCUGUUGCUGUAAAAACUUGCAAAGAAGACCUUCCUCAGGAACUGAAAAUAAAAUUUCUGUCAGAAGCCAGAAUACUCAAACAAUAUGAUCAUCCUAAUAUUGUAAAACUUAUAGGAGUUUGCACUCAACGACAGCCUAUAUAUAUUGUUAUGGAACUUGUUCCAGGAGGUGAUUUCCUGUCAUUCCUAAGAAAAAAGAAGGAUGAGCUGAAAACCAAACAGUUGGUGAAAUUUUCAUUAGAUGCUGCCUCUGGUAUGGCAUAUCUUGAAUCUAAAAAUUGUAUACAUAGGGACCUGGCUGCAAGGAACUGCUUGGUAGGUGAAAGCAACAUUUUGAAAAUAAGCGAUUUUGGGAUGUCCCGACAAGAGGAUGAUGGCGUGUACUCAUCAUCAGGCCUAAAGCAGAUUCCAAUCAAGUGGACUGCUCCAGAAGCUCUGAACUAUGGGAGAUACACAUCUGAGAGUGAUGUAUGGAGCUUUGGAAUACUUUUGUGGGAGACUUUCAGUUUAGGAGUAUGCCCGUACCCUGGAAUGACCAACCAACAAGCACGAGAGCAAGUUGAAAAAGGCUACCGAAUGUCUGUACCACAAAAAUGUCCAGAAGAAAUAUAUAAAAUAAUGCAGAGAUGCUGGGACUACAAGCCUGAAAACCGGCCAAAAUUCAGUGAGAUUCAGAAAGAGUUGUCUUCAAUCAAAAAGAAAGUGACAUAG